UGCCCGGCGCCGCUGGGUGGGGUCCCCGCAGGCGCCACCCGCUACUCGACCCCGGAGUCCUGGGAGGGACCUGGCCCGCCCUCCGCCCUCCGCCACUCCGGCCGCAGCCAGCAGCGGGGGCGGGGCGGUGCUGCGCAGGGGCGGACCCCUAACUUUUCUCCAAAUCAAAAGCCACUGCGACGACGAAAGCUGCGGAGCCUCCUCCACCGGUGUCCUGCUGCCUGGUUCCUCCGGCCUCGCGUCCCGCUGGCUGCGCCACCCGCCGCUGCCGCCAUGGCCAAGCCCCUGACCGACCAGGAGAAGCGGCGGCAGAUCAGCAUCCGCGGUAUCGUGGGCGUGGAAAACGUGGCGGAGCUGAAGAAGAGCUUCAACCGGCACCUGCACUUCACGCUGGUCAAGGACCGCAAUGUGGCCACCACCCGCGACUAUUUUUUCGCCCUGGCCCACACGGUGCGCGACCACCUGGUGGGGCGCUGGAUCCGCACGCAGCAGUACUACUACGAGAAGUGCCCCAAGAGGGUUUAUUACCUUUCUUUGGAGUUUUACAUGGGCCGAACGUUACAGAACACCAUGAUCAACCUCGGCCUGCAGAAUGCCUGUGAUGAGGCCAUUUACCAGCUUGGACUGGAUAUAGAGGAGUUAGAAGAAAUGGAAGAAGAUGCUGGGCUUGGCAAUGGUGGUCUUGGGAGGCUUGCUGCCUGCUUCUUGGAUUCCAUGGCAACUCUGGGACUUGCAGCCUAUGGCUAUGGCAUUCGAUACGAGUAUGGAAUCUUCAAUCAGAAGAUCCGAGAUGGAUGGCAGGUAGAAGAAGCAGAUGAUUGGCUCAGGUAUGGCAACCCGUGGGAGAAGGCCCGCCCCGAGUUCAUGCUGCCUGUGCACUUUUACGGAAGAGUAGAGCACAGCGAGUCUGGGACCAAGUGGAUCGACACCCAGGUGGUCCUGGCCUUGCCAUAUGAUACCCCAGUGCCUGGGUACAUGAAUAACACCGUCAACACCAUGCGCCUCUGGUCUGCUCGGGCCCCCAAUGACUUUAACCUCCAAGACUUUAACAUUGGAGACUACAUUCAGGCCGUGCUGGACCGAAACCUGGCCGAGAACAUCUCCCGGGUCCUCUAUCCCAAUGAUAACUUUUUUGAAGGGAAGGAGCUAAGACUGAAGCAGGAGUACUUUGUGGUGGCUGCUACCUUGCAAGAUGUCAUCCGACGUUUCAAAGCCUCCAAGUCUGACUCCACGGAUAGUGCCACAACCGCAUUUGAUGCCUUUCCAGAUCAGGUCGCCAUCCAGCUGAACGACACUCACCCUGCUCUCGCCAUUCCUGAGCUGAUGAGGAUUUUUGUGGAUAUUGAAAAAUUGCCCUGGUCUAAGGCGUGGGACAUCACCCAGAAGACCUUCGCCUACACCAACCACACGGUGCUCCCAGAAGCCCUGGAGCGCUGGCCUGUACAGCUGGUGGAGAAGUUGCUUCCUCGACACUUGGAAAUCAUUUAUGAGAUAAAUCAGAAGCAUUUAGAUAAAAUUGCAGCCUUGUUUCCUAAUGAUAUUGACCGCCUGAGAAGGAUGUCUCUGAUAGAAGAGGAAGGAGGCAAAAGGAUCAACAUGGCCCAUCUCUGCAUUGUGGGCUCCCAUGCUGUCAAUGGCGUGGCCAAAAUCCACUCCGACAUCGUGAAGACCCAAGUAUUCAAGGACUUCAGUGAGCUAGAACCACAUAAGUUUCAGAAUAAAACCAACGGGAUCACUCCAAGGCGCUGGCUCCUACUCUGCAACCCGGGACUUGCAGAGUUAAUAGCAGAGAAAAUCGGGGAAGACUACGUGAAAGACUUGAGCCAGCUGAGGAAGCUACACAACUUCCUGGGUGAUGACGUCUUCCUCCGGGAAAUCUCCAAUGUGAAGCAGGAGAACAAGCUGAAGUUUUCUCAGUUCCUGGAAAAGGAGUACAAAGUGAAGAUCAACCCUUCCUCCAUGUUUGACGUGCAGGUGAAGAGGAUCCACGAGUACAAGCGGCAGCUCUUGAACUGCCUGCACGUGAUCACAAUGUACAACCGCAUUAAGAAAGACCCUAAGAAGUUAUUUGUGCCCAGAACAGUUAUAAUUGGUGGCAAAGCUGCCCCAGGAUAUCACAUGGCCAAACUGAUCAUAAAGCUGAUCACUUCUGUGGCAGAUGUGGUGAACAAUGACCCCAUUGUUGGAAACAAGUUGAAAGUCAUCUUCUUGGAGAACUACAGGGUGUCUCUUGCUGAAAAAGUCAUUCCAGCCACAGAUCUGUCGGAGCAGAUUUCCACCGCAGGCACUGAAGCCUCAGGGACAGGCAAUAUGAAGUUCAUGCUGAAUGGUGCCCUGACCAUCGGGACCAUGGACGGGGCCAACGUGGAAAUGGCAGAGGAAGCCGGGGAAGAGAACCUGUUCAUCUUUGGCAUGAGAGUGGAUGAUGUGGCUGCUUUGGACAAGAAAGGGUACAACGCAAAAGAAUAUUACGAGACACUUCCAGAGCUGAAGCUGGCCAUUGAUCAAAUUGACAAUGGCUUCUAUUCUCCCAAACAGCCUGACCUCUUCAAAGACUUAAUCAACAUGCUGUUUUAUCAUGACAGGUUUAAAGUGUUUGCAGACUAUGAAGCGUAUGUCAAGUGUCAAGAAAAAGUCAGUCAGCUUUACAUGAAUCCGAAGGCCUGGAACAUAAUGGUACUCAAAAACAUAGCUGCCUCAGGGAAGUUCUCCAGUGACCGCACAAUCAAGGAGUACGCCAGGGACAUCUGGAACAUGGAGCCUUCAGAUCUAAAGAUUUCCUUAUCCAACGAAGCUAGCAAUGAGUUGUACAAGGCCAAUGGAAAGUAAGUCGUAAAAUGUCUCCAGAAAAAAAAUAGCUUCUUAUGGGACUUGAACAUUUUUGCAACAUUCUUUGAUUUUAUUUUGUUUAGUUAACUAACAGUCCAGUUCAGUAUCUCGGGGAAUUGGGAGGGGAAAGUAUGUACCUGUAUUGGCUAAAAAUAAAGUGUCAAUUUCCAGGGCUA
Molecule: messenger RNA, 3005 nt
Organism: Phyllostomus discolor (pale spear-nosed bat)
Lineage: Eukaryota; Metazoa; Chordata; Mammalia; Chiroptera; Phyllostomidae
Gene: PYGL
Product: glycogen phosphorylase L
Exons: 20
Coding region: 274-2829 (851 amino acids)
Biological process (GO): glycogen catabolic process
Cellular component (GO): cytoplasm
Molecular function (GO): glycogen phosphorylase activity; pyridoxal phosphate binding
Source: RefSeq, a predicted model, not a curated record